Anopheles cruzii is the source of this 2134-nucleotide messenger RNA. RefSeq names its product glutathione synthetase-like. The transcript is spliced from 7 exons. Gene Ontology annotation, cellular component: cytosol. Bases 474 to 1964 code for a protein of 496 amino acids. Gene Ontology annotation, molecular function: glutathione synthase activity; glutathione binding; ATP binding. The record is from RefSeq and is a predicted model, not a curated record. Lineage: Eukaryota; Metazoa; Arthropoda; Insecta; Diptera; Culicidae. Gene Ontology annotation, biological process: glutathione biosynthetic process.
GCCAGCGCGAAACAAUACACCGACGCCCGCCCACGCCAGCCCACUGUUCGGCUAUUGGUUUUGCUUUUAAUCUUAGAGGAACGGAACCAAAAUCAACGUGAUCGAAAGUAAAUCGAAUCAGAAGACUGGUCCAUCUAAUGUUGGGAUUCCGAAGAUGGGGUGAAAAAAAUUUCGAUUGUGGCUGUCGUCGAAGUUUUCAGCUUCAAUUUCACCGAAGAACCAAUCAGCCAACAUGUCUCGGUAGUGUACGGCUAACUCAUUGACGUUCACUGUCACUUCACUGACAAUUAAUCGCGCUCAGCAUGAUGGUAGUUUGUUGUGUCGUGUGUGCAGUGUAACUGGAAAGCUGCGCUGUUAUCUUAUCAGAAACGAAACGGUUGUCCAUGCCUUUCUGCCUGUGUGCUGCAGCAGUCUGUGUAUGACUUGAGUGAAAAAGUGGAAGACAAAAUUUAACAAAUAGCAGCCUCAACAAAAUGAGCCACGUAAAUACAUCGACGCUCGAAUCGUGCGUUCCGCUGCCGUUGGAUGACGUCCUGCUCAACGAUGUGAUCGAGAAGGCGAAGGAUUGGGCUGUAAUGCACGGGGCUGCGAUGCGCUCGAAGCAAAACUUUAAUCCGGAUGCAGUGCAGUUCGCUCCGUUCGUACUAACACCGUCCUCGUUUCCGCGUGUGGAGUUUCUGAAAGCAGUCCGUCUGCAGCCGCUGUUGAAUGAGCUUAUCCAUACCGUCGCGCACGAUAGCAAGUUUUUGCUCGACACUCUUAAGUCGACGGAGCAAGUGGACGAGUUCACUCGUGAGUUGAUCGGUAUUUAUCGGAAGGUGCUGGCGGAAGGGAUUACGCAGCCGCUUAGCCUUGGGUUGCUUCGAUCGGACUUGAUGCUGGAGACAAGGUGCGACAACGAAUGCCGGGAACGACUGCGACCGUUUAACGCUUACUGCUGCUGGAAGCAGGUGGAGAUUAACACGAUCGCGUCCGGUUUCGGCCAUCUAGGACCCUCAAGCAAAUAUCUGCACAGCUACAUUCUCAACGAGCUUGGCUACCAGGAUAAAGUAGCGAAUCUACCCGAAAACAUGGCCCUGUCGGGACUAUGCGAUGCAAUGGUGGAAGCCUGGAAGCUGCAGAACUGCCCGACAUCACACAUUCUAUUCGUUGUCGAAAACGUUACGUACAACAUUUGCGAUCAGCGCCUUCACGAAUUUUACAUUCGAGAAAAGUACCCUCAUGUAGGCGUUGUCCGACGUACGCUAACUCAACUACACCAAGAGGCCACGUUGGGCCCGUCCGGUCAACUGUUGACUGACGGUCUGCGAGAAGCGAGCGUCGUGUAUUUCAGAGCAGGCUACGAACCGGGACACUAUCCGAGUGGUAACGAGUGGGCUGCUCGGCUACUGAUCGAGCGGUCGCGUGCAAUCAAGUGUCCGUCGAUUCAGUAUCACCUCGCAGGCACGAAGAAGAUUCAACAGGCCUUGGCCAAGCCAGACGUGUUACGUCGGUUCGUUAAAGAGAAAGAGAAAAUUGAAGCGAUCCGCGACAUCUUCACUGGGCUAUAUUCGCUUGAUUUCGACGAAGAGGGUGAUGCAGCGGUGCGUCUGGCACUGGAGAAUCCCGAGCGAUACGUGUUGAAACCACAGAGAGAAGGUGGUGGUAACAACGUCUACGGGACAGACAUUCCGGCUACACUCGCGGCGAUGGAGGGCGAAGAACGCUCCGCCUGGAUACUGAUGGAACGUAUUUUUCCGCCGCUUUCGACCGGCUAUAUAAUCCGCCCAAACGGACCUAACCCUCCGCCCUUGGUGCAACUAGUUUCCGAGCUCGGUAUUUUCGGCGCCAUUAUCGGAACCAAGGAUAAAGUACUGUACAACAAACAGGUAGGCCACAUGCUCCGUACGAAGCUUUCAACAGUCAACGAAGGCGGUGUGGCUGCCGGUCUCGGAGCUCUCGAUAGUCCAUAUUUGAUUGACUAAUGUAGUGGCAACGACUACGAUGAUACCCGGCGAUAAGCGAUGUGCCUUUAAAUCUAUCGAAACAUUCUAAUUCAACAAGAAUUGCGUUUACAACUUUUCUGCUACGUGGUAGGAAAACACUAAACUUCUUCAAGGUUCUGCAUUAUACGAAUAAACAAGAAAAGGAAUAA